UCUUUGGAUGUGACGUAAUUAGGAAUCCGCCAUGAUGGCAAUGGCACAGAAGCACAAAACAUGGUGAUUUGGCGCGAAGAAUGAUUUUCUGACAAUAUGGCGGAACAACUUGAUGAGCAGCAUAUGGAUAGCGAAAAUUUUCCUGCCUCGAAUCAAACGGUCAUCAAUGAGCCUUUAGCAGAUGGGAAACUUGCAGGAAAAUGGAAAUCAGUUAAUUGUAUUGUUGUUCAUGCCAAAAAGUGGCCCACUGUUGAAAGCACACAAACUGAAGACGUUUCAGGAAAGGUAACAAUGAGAGAGAUGAGAUGGCAAGCAGAUACACAGCACUACAUUUAUCGCAAACUGAUAAACGAAACCCAUGCAAUAUUCAAACAGUUGCAAUUGUUGCCCAAAGAUGAAGGACACUUGAUGAAAUCAACAAGGCUGAAAAUUAGUCGCCAGUACAGGUCGGUUCUUCAAUCAUGUAUUGUGGAGCUUCAACGAAAACUAAGCAAGGAGGACAACUUUGAAGAUGAAGAGAUGAAAUACCAGCUAGAGUUGUUGGCAAUAGUAGAAAUGUUUUGGCAUCUCUGUGAAAUAAUUCUUAUUGACACAAAGCCAGGAGGGUACUGCAUCACAGUUCUGUUAGAGUGGGUGAGGUGGCAUUUUACGAAGGCAGACAGAUUAGCGGAACAAGUUCUUUUUUCGGAUGAUCCUUCGUCACAUGAAAGUUUUUGGCCUGCUAUAUUGGGCUACGUCCUGCAAGGAAGAAUGACAGAAGCCAUGAAAUUGCUGCAACAUUUUGCAGACGAUUCUGAAGCUGCAUUUAAGGCUGUGAAAAGCAUGGAGGAGCUGAUGAAAUCUAUGCCGGAAUUCCAGGGCUUCACGGGACAAUAUGUUCAAGACUUCAACCAGAAAUGGUAUCACUGGAGGAAUGAAUGCGAGGGAAGAUUAGAGGAUGGCGAGUUUUCAGAACAUCCUCAUUUGGAAAGUAUUAGCAAGAUAUUUUGUGGUCAAGAAAGUGCUAUCGAGGAAAACAGUGAUCUUUGCCAGUCAUGGUACGAAAUACUUAUUGCUAAGUUGCUUUAUACCGAGGCAACAAUCAAGAAAACGGACCUUCACUCUCGAUCAUUGAGUGCAGUAGAAGCAAUUGGAGGCUAUGCUGCUCUUUCGCCACUCGAUGAAGUUGUUCUUGCCAUUUUGAAUUUUGAUGUCCACCGAAUGAUUCGCAAAUGCAGUGAAUGUUUACCAAACUGGUGGUUUGUUGCUCACAUUACAGACCUACUCCACCACUGUGGAAUGUUGAAGGAGCAUGACUUUGGCUGCAAUGUUCAUUUGAGAGAAUUUCUACUGCUUGACUACAGUCAAAGUUUGAUGUCCAAUCACAGUCUUUGGCAAGUAGCCGCUGAUUACCUGUCAACCUGUCCAACUCAAGGAAGGGCUCAGCUUGAAGUCUACAUUGAACAUGUCCCAUUGGAAAACGACCGAAAAGCGGCUAAGGUCCUGCGCCUGUGUGAACAAUAUGACCUCCUGGAACAAGCAAACGGUAUUUGCAAAGUAAUGGCAAUGCGAGCCAUGAAACAUGGAAGGCUCGGUGCAUCAUUGACUUGGUGCCUCAGAUCUAAAGAUUCCGUGUUUGCAAAUUUGCUGGCUGAAAAGAUAUUCACUCAGUACAUGGAGACUGGGACCCUCUCUGAUUUGGAUAUCAUCGAUAACCUUGGAUCUGCGAUGUUGCUUAGCGACAAACUGACAUUUUUGGGGAAAUACAGAGAAUUUCAUAAACUAUAUAACGAAGAAAACUUUCAAGAAGCGGGAAAGCUGUUGAUGCAACUGCUGUCAUCAAGUUUGGCUCCACAGAGGUUUUGGAUGACGCUGCUAACAGAUGCAUUGCCGAUGCUAGAACACGAAAAGAUAAUCUUCAGCAGCACUCAAACAUACGAAAUUAUGCAUUGCUUGCAAGAACUGCAAUUGUCUAUCAACUCGAAAGAAUACUUCGGUCAACUGCAUUGUGGCAAUAUUAACGAACAACAGGAUGAUGAAAAAGACAAACUGGCUCUUUUGAGGUUAGGACUUAGUAGAAAUCUUGCCCGUGUACUUCUUCAAGAAAAAUGUGCAAGCAGAUGACCUCAACUCUAAAAAGAGUACCUUGUAAGCUAAAAUACUUUAAACUAUGCAUUAAAUUGUUGAAUUUUUCCAAAGAUAUCUCUCGUAAAAGAAGGCAUUUUGUAUAUUGCAGAAACCAUCAGCUCAUUUGGGGCUAUAA
Messenger RNA from Rhopilema esculentum, 2242 nucleotides. Its product is annotated as nuclear pore complex protein Nup85. Gene Ontology annotation, cellular component: nuclear pore outer ring. NCBI's taxonomy places the organism in Eukaryota, Metazoa, Cnidaria, Scyphozoa, Rhizostomeae, Rhizostomatidae. The record is from RefSeq and is a predicted model, not a curated record. Gene Ontology annotation, molecular function: structural constituent of nuclear pore. Gene Ontology annotation, biological process: protein import into nucleus; positive regulation of DNA-templated transcription; mRNA export from nucleus.